UCCUCGUCUCACUUUCCUUGCUCUCUCUAGAACUGUUGUGUUUAGAUUAUCUGCUGUCUGCAAGCUUUGUUCCUUGCAGUUUUUCUUUCUGGAUUUGUGCCUGUAAUGGCCGUUGCAUGCUCUUCUCCUGUUUCAAAUUUGACGCAGCGGCGGCCGUUGUUGAGUCUACAAGACCCAGGUACUCCCAAUAGGCGGGUGAACUUGGUGCAGCUCCCUUCCCGCUCUAUUUGUUCUCAUCUCGUUCGAUUCGAUGUCGAGUCUCGAUUUGUCGUCCCUUUGAGGAGGUACUCUCGUGACGAUGAUAUUGGUAGAUACAAGUUUAGAAGAAACAAGGAUAAUGCUCGAAGGCCGCAUGCUUAUAAAUUUGGGGAACGCGGGAAUGAAACUUCGGGGACUACUAAUUGCAUCUCUUGCUUUCUUAACCUGAAAAGAAGAUGUCCUAGUAUUAAAAGAUCCACUCCUAGAUUCAUUCUUGACAAAUCUGCUUUUCAGUUAUCCAAGAAUGAGCGUGACGGUAAAGUUGUGAAGCAUGCCCGUAUUGUUUGUGGAACUGUAGGUCCAGAUGAGCCUCAUGCAGCAGCCACGACCUGGCCUGAUGGUAUUCUGGAGAAACAAGAUUUGGAUACUUCAUAUCCUGAGUUUGGAAGAGCGGAGUUAGAGGCAUUUCUUAGUUCUGAGCUCCCGUCUCAUCCAAAGUUGUAUAGAGGGCAAUUGAAAAAUGGAUUGAAAUAUCUUAUUUUACCGAAUAAAGUUCCCCCCAACAGGUUUGAAGCACACAUGGAAUUCCAUGUGGGGUCAAUUGAUGAAGAAGAUCAUGAGCAAGGAAUUGCACACAUGAUUGAGCAUGUAGCCUUCCUUGGAAGUAAGAAACGUGAAAAGCUUUUGAGUACAGGCGCGCGAUCUAAUGCCUACACUGAUUUCCACCAUACUGUGUUUCAUAUUCAUUCACCAACUAGCACGAAGGAUUCUGAUGAAGAUCUACUUCCAUCUGUUCUCGAUGCCUUAAAUGAGAUAGCUUUCCACCCGAAGUUCCUUGCUUCACGAGUUGAAAAGGAGAGACGUGCCAUUCUUUCUGAACUACAGAUGAUGAAUACAAUUGAAUAUCGUGUUGAUUGUCAGCUGUUACAACAUCUGCAUUCUGAAAACAACCUUAGCAAAAGGUUCCCAAUUGGAUUGGAGGAACAGAUUAAGAAGUGGGAUACCGAUACAAUAAGGAAGUUCCAUGAGCGAUGGUACUUCCCUGCAAAUGCAACCUUAUACAUUGUUGGAGAUAUAGAUAACAUCACAAAGGCCGUUAACCAGAUUGAGGCUGUCUUUGGUGAAACUGGCCUAGAAAAUGAGGCUGUUUCUACACCUAAUCCCAAUCCAUUUGGUGCAAUGGCUAGUUUUCUUGUUCCCAAGAUCUCAGUUGGAUUAGGUGGCAGCUUUUCAAACAAGAGAUCAAAUUCAGUAGAUCAAUCCAAGAUCAUUAAGAAAGAAAGGCAUGCAAUUCGUCCUCCUGUGAAGCACAAUUGGUCGCUUCCUGGGAGAAGUGUAGAUGCAAAUCCCCCACAGAUAUUUCAGCAUGAGUUACUUCAAAAUUUCUCAAUUAAUAUGUUCUGCAAGAUUCCAGUAAAUAAGGUUCAGACAUUUAGUGACCUGAGAGAUGUUCUUAUGAAGAGGAUAUUUCUUUCUGCUUUGCAUUUCCGUAUAAAUACAAGAUACAAGAGUUCAAAUCCACCAUUCACUUCCAUCGAGUUAGACCAUAGUGAUUCUGGAAGGGAAGGGUGCACUGUCACCACACUAACAGUAACAGCUGAACCAAAGAAUUGGCAAAAUGCAAUUAAAGUUGCAGUUCAAGAGGUACGGAGGCUUAAAGAGUUCGGUGUCACCAAGGGUGAACUGACUCGAUAUAUGGAUGCACUUCUAAAAGACAGUGAACACUUAGCAGCAAUGAUUGAUAACGUGUCAUCGGUUGAUAAUUUGAAUUUUAUAAUGGAAAGUGAUGCACUGGGGCAUACCGUUAUGGACCAAAGACAAGGUCAUGAAAGUUUGGUUGCUGUUGCUGGAACAGUUACUCUUGAAGAGGUGAAUUCAAUUGGUGCUGAAGUGUUAGAGUUCAUCUCUGAUUAUGGAGAGCCUACUGCACCACUUCCUGCAGCUAUUGUUGCAUGCGUUCCAAAAAAAGCACAUAUUGAUGGAUUGGGGGAAACAGAGUUUAAGAUAACUGCAAGUGAGAUAGUUUCUGCUAUUGAGGCAGGCUUGGGGGAAUCUAUUGAAGCUGAACCUGAACUUGAGGUCCCGAAAGAGUUGAUAUCAUCAUCGCAGAUAGCUGAGUUAAGGAUGCAACGCAAGCCAUCAUUUAUUCCUUUAAACCCAGAGACUAUUCUCACCAAAUUUCAUGAUACAGAAACAGGGAUCACUCAAUGCCGUCUGUCAAACGGAAUUCCUGUGAAUUAUAAGAUUUCAAAAAGUGAAAAUAAGGCAGGCGUGAUGCGGCUUAUAGUUGGUGGGGGGCGAGCAGCUGAAAGCCCUGACUCGCAAGGAGCUGUCGUGGUUGGUGUUCGAACUCUCAGUGAGGGAGGUCGUGUAGGAAACUUUUCAAGGGAGCAGGUGGAACUUUUUUGCGUUAAUCACUUAAUAAAUUGUUCUCUGGAGUCAACCGAAGAGUUCAUUGCUAUGGAAUUUCGUUUCACCUUGAGAGAUAAUGGCAUGCGUGCAGCCUUCCAACUGCUUCAUAUGGUUCUUGAGCAUAGCGUCUGGCUGGAGGAUGCAUUUGACAGAGCAAAGCAAUUAUAUAUGUCAUACCACCGGUCUAUUCCUAAAAGCCUGGAACGAUCUACUGCUCACAAACUCAUGUUAGCGAUGAUGAAUGGAGAUGAGCGGUUUGUUGAGCCUUCUCCAAAAUCACUGCAGAAUUUAACAUUGCAAACCGUGAAGGAUGCAGUGAUGAAUCAAUUUGUAAACAAUAACAUGGAGGUAAGUCUUGUUGGGGAUUUUUCAGAGGAAGAAAUUGAGUCUUGUAUUCUAGAUUACCUUGGUACAAUCACAACAACUACAACUUCUGAGACGGCACCUGCUUCUGUCCCCAUCGUGUUUCGACCGUCUCCAUCUGAGUUGCAAUUUCAGCAGGUAUUUUUAAAAGAUACAGAUGAAAGAGCAUGCGCUUAUAUUUCAGGUCCCGCACCCAACCGUUGGGGUGUUACAUUUGAAGGUUUAGACUUGUUAGAAUCAGUUGGUCAGAUUUCAAGAACAGAUGAAAGCGACGAAUCUGAUAAUGAUAUCGAGAAGAGUUUGCAGAGAAAACUUCGUAGUCAUCCGCUCUUUUUUGGGAUCACGAUGGGACUUUUGGCUGAGAUUAUAAACUCCAGGCUUUUCACAAGUGUACGGGAUUCUCUCGGAUUGACAUAUGAUGUCUCCUUCGAAGUGAGCCUGUUCGAUAGGCUUAAGCUUGGAUGGUAUGUUAUAUCUGUGACAUCAACUCCAGCCAAGGUGUACAAAGCUGUUGAUGCAUGCAAAAGCGUUCUGAGAGGUUUACAUAGCAACAAAAUUGCCCAAAGAGAGUUGGACAGGGCAAAACGAACUCUUCUUAUGAGACAUGAAGCUGAAAUAAAGUCCAAUGCUUAUUGGCUUGGCCUAUUGGCUCAUCUUCAAGCGUCUUCUGUUCCACGGAAGGACCUAUCGUGCAUCAAAGAUCUUACGUCAUUGUAUGAAGCUGCCACCAUUGACGACGUCUACAUCGCUUACAAUCAGUUGAAAGUGGACGCAGAUUCUUUGUAUACAUGUAUCGGGAUAGCUGGAGCUCAAGCUGGGGAAGAAAGUAUUGUUCCGAUUGAAGAGGAAGGAUCAGAUCAAGAUUUUCAAGGUGGUGUUCCCUCUGGACGCGGCUUAUCUACAAUGACCAGACCCACAACAUGAUCCUCACUUGAUAAAUUUUUUUAAAUUAUCGAAAUAAGGGAUCGACCAAUGAAAGGAUUAAUGUUCUCUUCAAAGUUGAGCCAAUUAUUUAGCCAAAGCAUAUGGAAGCUGCAGCGCCAAUCUCGGUCGGUGUAGAGAAAUCAGAUCGUCGUAAGCCCCGAUUAACAUACGAGUGGUCUAACUAGCAUGCUUUUGUGCUUGGGUUUCUUGCUUGCCAUCAGGCACUAUUAUUGGUUGAGUAUACAAGGAUGCUGAUUCAUUUUGCAUAAUGCAUCAUUUAGAUAGCAGCCACAGAGCUUGAUUGUGUUCAUCACAGUGUCAGAGUAUGCUUCUCUAUUUCCAAUUGUAUAUUGUAGAGUAUUAUAGUCUCUCUUGUGGUAUGGGAAGUAACUAUUUAAAAACUCAUUUUCUUCUAUAAUAUGAAGAAUUCGAACGUCUAGCAUUUUGUUUA
Cucurbita pepo subsp. pepo (vegetable marrow) is the source of this 4348-nucleotide messenger RNA. RefSeq names its product stromal processing peptidase, chloroplastic. Gene Ontology annotation, molecular function: metal ion binding. The record is from RefSeq and is a predicted model, not a curated record. Lineage: Eukaryota; Viridiplantae; Streptophyta; Magnoliopsida; Cucurbitales; Cucurbitaceae.